Molecule: messenger RNA, 3536 nt
Organism: Tinamus guttatus (white-throated tinamou)
Lineage: Eukaryota; Metazoa; Chordata; Aves; Tinamiformes; Tinamidae
Source: RefSeq, a predicted model, not a curated record
AACUCUUUGCAAAUACUACCUGGGUCUAUAGGGAAGUUAAAGCAGCUGGUGUAUCUGGAUAUGUCAAAAAACAGGAUAGAAACUGUCGAUCUGGACAUCUCGGGUUGUGAAGGACUUGAAGAUCUCUUAUUGUCAUCCAAUAUGUUGCAGCAACUGCCAGACUCCAUAGGACUAUUGAAAAGGCUAACAACUUUAAAAGUUGAUGACAAUCAGCUUACAAUUCUGCCAAAUGCAAUUGGAAAUUUAUCCCUAUUAGAAGAAUUUGACUGCAGCUGCAAUGAAUUAGAGUCCUUACCUUCUACCAUUGGCUACCUUCAUAACCUGAGGACAUUGGCUGUGGAUGAGAAUUUCCUUCCUGAAUUGCCCAGAGAAAUUGGAAGCUGUAAAAACGUAACAGUUAUGUCUCUGCGCUCUAACAAGCUAGAAUUUCUUCCUGAUGAAAUUGGUCAGAUGCAGAAGCUGAGGGUGUUAAAUCUGAGUGAUAACAGAUUGAAGAAUUUGCCCUUCACUUUUACUAAACUUAAAGAACUUGCAGCUUUGUGGCUUUCUGACAACCAGUCCAAGGCUCUCAUUCCGCUGCAAACCGAAGCUCACCCAGAAACAAAGCAGAGAGUACUGACUAACUACAUGUUUCCCCAGCAACCCCGCAGCGAUGAAGAUUUCCCGUCAGACAGUGACAGUUUUAACCCUACCUUGUGGGAAGAGCAGAGACAGCAACGUAUGACGGUUGCCUUUGAGUUUGAAGAAAAAAAGGAAGAAGAGGAAAAUCCAGGGAAGGUUAAGGUUGAAAUAAAUCUAAAACGUUAUCCUACUCCAUACCCGGAGGAUUUAAAGAAUAUGGUAAAAUCGGUUCAAAAUCUGGUGGGCAAAACAAGCCAUGGAGUACGGCCUGAGAACUCAACACCAACUGUGAACAGUGAACAAACUGUGAAAGAGACAUAUGAGCACAAGUGGCCCAUGACACCAAAGGAGAUUUCAGUGGAGGAUGCCUAUGGACAUCCUGCCAGUGAGAUGAGGAUAGGGGAGCUUCGUCCUUCCAUGCCGGAGACGCCGCUGUACACACCUAAACUCGUUCUUCUGGGUAAAGAGAAGAAAGAAUCGACAGAUGAAUCUGAAGCAGAUAAGAUGCACUGUCUGAAUAACAGCGUUUCCUCAGGCACUUACUCAGACUAUUCCCCUUCCCAGGCUUCCUCAGGGUCCUCCAAUGCACGUGUUAAAAUGGGGUCCUUGCAGACAACGGCUAAAGAAGCAGUGAAUAAUUCUUUGUGGGGGAACAGGCUGGUGCAGUCAUUUCCUCAGCCCCUCGAAACAAAGCCAUUACUGAGCCAGCGGGAAUCUGCUCCAGCAGGAAACCUGCCGCAGCGCAACGACAGGCGCCCCAUGAGCGACACCUUCGCUGACAGCUGGAACGAUGGUUCGCACUACGAUAACACAGGGUUUGUUGCAGAGGAGAGCACAGUGGAAAAUCCCAGUGCUAACCCUCUCUUAAGCACUAAAUCUAGAAGCACAUCUGCACAUGGACGCAGGCCGUUAAUUAGACAAGACAGGAUAGUUGGCAUUCCCCUGGAGCUUGAGCAGCCUACACUCAGAAACACACAUGAAUCUGAAGUGCCUCCUUCCAAUCCUUGGCAAAAUUGGACCAGAACUCCUAGUCCUUUUGAAGACAGGACAGCUUUUCCUUCCAAACUGGAAAAUACCCCCACCACCAGCCCUUUGCCUGAGCGGAAAGAUCAUGUCAAAGAGUCUCCGGAAAUAGCUAGCACUUACACUCCAGGAAUAGCAUGGGAAUAUCAUGAUUCAAAUGCUAACAGAAGUCUCACGAACGUCUUUUCACAUAUUCACUGUCGCCCAGAACCUCCUAAAAGUGUUAUUUCAAUCAGCAAGAGUACAGAAAGGCUUUCUCCGAUGAUGAGAGAUUUAAAAACUAAUAAAUUUAAGAAAUCACAGAGUAUCGAUGAAAUCGACAUUGGUACAUACAAAGUUUAUAACAUACCUUUAGAAAACUAUGCAUCCGGUAACGAUACCGUAGGAACCCACGAGAGAGUAGAUAAGCUGCUAGGACAGGAGCACGGGCUGCUGAGCAUGUCUCGCAGCCAGUCCGUGCCCAUGCUGGACGAUGAGCUGCUCACCUACGGCAGCGUCAAGGUGCAGCAGCAGCAGCCAAAGCCGCCCGUGACCAAGAAAGUCUACCAGUUUGACCAAAGCUUCAAUCCGCAGGGCGCCGUGGAAGUCACGGCAGAGAAGAGGCUACCGCCACCUUUCCAACACAAUCCCGAGUACGUUCCCCAGCAGAGUAAAAACCUGCCCCAGGAGCUGGUCAGCCCGAGGGCCUACCAUGGUUACCCUCCCAUGGAGCACAUGUUCUCCUUCUCUCAGCCUUCGGUGAACGAGGAGGCUGUCAGCGUCCCCUUUGUGAGCCAGGGCUCGAGGCCGGGUUUUCUGAGAAGAGCAGAUUCGUUGGUGAGCUCCACUGAAAUGUCAAUGUUCAGAAGAGUGAGCGAGCCCCAUGAACUGCCUCCAAGCGAGAGGUAUGGCAGGCCUCCGUAUCGAGGAGCUGUGGAGCGCCAAAGCAGUAUCUCAGUGUCUGAAUCUCAGUUCCUCAAAAGGAAUGGCAGGUAUGAAGAUGAACAUCCUUCAUAUCAAGAAGUGAAAGCCCAGACUGGCAGCUUUCCAGUUAAAAACCUUACCCAAAGGAGGCCAUUGUCUGCGAGAAGCUACAGUACAGAGAGUUAUGGUACAUCCCAAACCAGGCCAGUUUCAGCUAGGCCUACAAUGGCAGCUCUGCUGGAAAAGAUACCGUCAGACUAUAACUUGGGUAACUAUGGUGACAAGCCUUCAGAUAACAGUGAUAUAAAGACAAGGCCUGCCCCUGUGAAGGGAAAUGAGAGCUGUGCUAAAAUGCCCGCUGACUGGAGACAACAGCUACUUAGACAUAUAGAAGCUAGAAGGUUAGACAGGAGCCCGUCGCAGCAGAGCAGCGUGCUAGACAACGGGCAGGAGGAGGUGGCGGCCGGCAGCCCGUGGAACCCCUACCCGCUGGGGCGGCGCGACGUGCCCCCGGACACCGGCACCAAGAAGGCAGGUAGCCAUAUCCAGACUCUAAUGGGCUCCCAAAGCCUCCAGCACCGGAGCCGCGAGCAGCAGUACGAAGGGAACAUGAACAAGGUGACGAUCCAGCAGUUCCAGCCGCCGCUGCCCAUCCAGAUCCCGUCCUCGCAGGGCUCGCGCGCGCCGCCGCCGGGGCGCUGCCUCAUCCAGACCAAGGGGCAGAGGAGCACGGACGCCUACCAGGAGCAGUUCUGUGUGAGAAUAGAGAAGAAUCCUGGCCUCGGUUUUAGUAUCAGUGGUGGAAUCAGUGGACAAGGAAAUCCGUUCAAACCUUCUGACAAGGGUUCAGCCUGACGGACCAGCGUCCAGCCUGCUGCAGCCUGGCGAUAAGAUUCUCAAGGCAAACGGGCACAGUUUUGUACAUCUGGAACAUGAGAAAGCUGUACUGCUACUGAAGAGUUUCCAGAAUACAGUAGACCUAGUUAUUC